UCCUCCAUUCGACCAUCGGUGACUGACCGAAGCUGUACCUCUUCCCAAUCUCAAGAGCAAAAGAAAGAAAGAUGUAGGGAUGGAUGUACGAUUUUUGUUGUCAGCUGAAGCAUCUUCUUGUUGGCAUCCUUUUUCAUAAUUUACACCAUCCCUACAUCCCCCUUCAUUUUGAAGAAAUGAUUUUUCCACUUGUAUAAGAUCAUCUGAAACUCU
Geodia barretti is the source of this 213-nucleotide messenger RNA. The record is from the annotation of a GenBank genome assembly. NCBI's taxonomy places the organism in Eukaryota, Metazoa, Porifera, Demospongiae, Tetractinellida, Geodiidae.